Ambispora gerdemannii is the source of this 561-nucleotide messenger RNA. Lineage: Eukaryota; Fungi; Glomeromycota; Glomeromycetes; Archaeosporales; Ambisporaceae. The record is from the annotation of a GenBank genome assembly.
AUGAUAACAAAUUUUUUGCGAACCUUUGCUAAAAAUCGGGGGACUAAUAAACUGCAUUUAUUCUUCAAUUAUAAUAAUCACAAUAACAAUGAACGCAUUCUACAUUCUCGCAACAUAUUUGCAACAACUAGCAACAAUUUAUUACUACUAACUAAAACAGCUUAUCACAGCUCGUUAAUAAAACCUAUAUCAACAACACCAAAUCCUCUAAUAACGCUACAAAAAAAACCACUUGUCGCUACUUAUGCUACACUAAACCAAGUGCUUCGGGGCUGCCGUCGUUCGAAACGUCGUCUUUCAAAAAGUCCCGCGUUGGAAGGCAGCCCACAGAAAAAAGGGGUAUGUAAUAAAGUGUACACGACUAAGCCAAAGAAACCGAAUUCGGCAGUGAGAAAGACCGAACAUUCGGUUGUUCUUGUCAGAGGUGGUCGAGUUAAAGAUUUACCAGGUGUUCGGUAUCAUUUGGUACGUGGAGCUUUGGACUUUCAGGGUGUCCCCAAUCGAAAAACUUCGAGAUCAAAGUAUGGCACAAAGAAACCUAAGACUCCUGCUAAAGCUUAA